Nymphaea colorata (pocket water lily) is the source of this 1569-nucleotide messenger RNA. Its product is annotated as adenylate-forming reductase 06235-like. Bases 1 to 1569 code for a protein of 522 amino acids. The transcript has a single exon. Lineage: Eukaryota; Viridiplantae; Streptophyta; Magnoliopsida; Nymphaeales; Nymphaeaceae. The record is from RefSeq and is a predicted model, not a curated record.
AUGGAUAACAUCGACGGCCCGUCGGCAUGGCUUCCGACGAAGUUCACCUCCACUUUCAGCCAGGUGUUACCCUUCCGAAGCGCCGUUGCUCGCUCCAUAAGCCGACCCAGCAGCCACUUCUGUGACGUGGAAGCUGAUCAAUUCGUAGCCGACGGAGGUGAUCAGGAGCAGUCCGUCAUCGUCGAUUUAGAGAAUCCGGCGCAUAUUGCCGAAGACAAACGGGUCGCAGUGACGGUUGCUGGAGCGAAGCAAACGAAUGCUGCUACCAGAAAAACCUCGUCGUCAAGGCUCUCAGUUAUACUGCUCGACCAAGACUUGUUCACAGUCUACAAGCGCCUCUUCGUCGUCUCUUUGACGAUCAAUCUCCUCAUGUUAAUACUGACGGCCACCGGAAACUUCCCUUAUGCGAGAAACCGCGCCGCCCUCUUCUCAGUCGCCAACAUCCUCGCCCUAACGCUACGCCGAAGCGAAGCAUUCUUGAGAAUCGUUUUCUGGCUGACGGUGAAGUUGUUGGGGAGGCCGUGGGUUCCCCUGAGCCUGAAAACCGCGACCACUUCCCUUCUGCAAUCCCUCGGAGGUAUACACAGCAGUUGCGGCGUCGCUUCUAUCGCCUGGCUCGUCUAUGCUCUUGUUCUUUCUCUCAAAGAUCGAAGCAACACAUCUUCGGCUACCCUUGGAGUGGCCUUCACCAUACUUGUUCUCUUGUUUCUCUCUGCCUUGGCUGCCUUCCCCUUAGUUCGCCACCUCCACCAUAAUGUGUUCGAAGGAAUCCACCGGUUCGCCGGCUGGACUGCCCUCGCUCUCGUCUGGGCCUUCGUCUUUCUUACUGUCUCCUACCAGCCAUCUUCCAAUUCGUACUCUUUUAAUUCUUCCAAGCUGAUCAAGACCCAGGAGUUCUGGUUCACCCUCGCCAUAACCGUGCUUAUCAUCCUUCCAUGGCUCACUGUGAAACGAGUGGCGGUGAGGGUCCACGCACCGACGAACCAUGCAAGCAUCGUCAAGUUCUCCGGCGGCAUGAAGGCCGGAAUCCUUGGCCGGAUAGCUCGGUCGCCGCUCUCCGAUUGGCAUGCCUUCGGAAUCAUAUCCGACGGGAAGAAGGAGCACAUGAUGCUGGCUGGUGCGGUUGGGGACUUCACCAGGGGCCUGGUCUCGAACCCACCGAGCCAACUCUGGGUUCGUGGGGUGCACUUCGCCGGCCUGCCCUACCUUGUGAACAUGUACAACAGGGUGCUACUAGUGGCCACAGGGUCGGGUCUCUGCGUGUUUCUCUCCUUCCUUCUUCAGCGGAGCCAGGCUGAUGUUUACCUGGUGUGGGUAGCCAAAGGGAUGGAGCAGAACUUUGGAGAGGAGAUCAUGUCCAUGGUGAAUUCAUACCCUAAGGAGAAGAUGAUCAUCCACGACACUGCGGUUCUCGGUCGGCCGAACAUCGGCGAGUUGGUGCUGAAAGCUGCCGAGAAAUGGAGCCCGGAGGUUGUGAUCGUGACAAGCAACCCAGAAGGCAGCAGGGACGUGGUAAACGCAUGCAAGAAUGCAGGAGUUCCGGCGUUUGGUCCAAUUUGGGACUCUUAA